Podospora anserina S mat+ is the source of this 1569-nucleotide messenger RNA. RefSeq lists its product as uncharacterized. NCBI's taxonomy places the organism in Eukaryota, Fungi, Ascomycota, Sordariomycetes, Sordariales, Podosporaceae. The transcript has 2 exons. The record is from RefSeq and is a predicted model, not a curated record. Bases 1 to 1569 code for a protein of 522 amino acids. Gene Ontology annotation, molecular function: heme binding; monooxygenase activity; oxidoreductase activity, acting on paired donors, with incorporation or reduction of molecular oxygen.
AUGGGCCUCUUUCUAGGCUCGGCGCAUUACCUCCUCGCGGGGGUAGUCUUUGCGCUGCUAGUCCGCGCACUCCUAGGAAAGAAGGCCAUACGACGCAACGGGGAGCCUCUACGAAACCCACCCGACACCCUCCCCCUCGUGGGCAACGGCAUACAAUUCCUCCAGCCUCGCUGGAACCUCCUCAGCUGGUUCGACAAAUGCCAGCGCCAAUUCGGCUACGAGACCCUCGCCCUCACAGUCCCAACCCUCCCCCCUGGCGUGCUCAUCCACGAUCCCAAAAACCUCGACUACGUCUUCAAGCACGAAGGUCUCUUCACCAAAGGCAACUUUGUCAAAACCCGCUCCUGGGACCUUUUCGGGAAUGGCAUCAUCAAUGCGGACGGUGACUUUUGGAAACUCCAGCGCAAAGCCGGCCUGAGCUUUCUCAACACGGCCAACCUGCGGGUCUUGACCGAUGUGGCUCUCCCGCAGUAUCUGUCUGAGAGCGUCAAGGAGCUCGAGGCGGCCAAGCCAGACCAGGUGGUGGAUCUGCAGGAUGUUUUUCAUGAGAUUACCACCAAGCUUAUGGGGAAGAUGGCUUACAAUAUGGAAAUGCACUUCUCCUCCCCCUUCUCCUCCUCCUUCGACCACGCCUCGGGCUGCACAGCGCAGCGCUUCCAAAACCCCCUCUACCCCCUAACGGAAUUCUUUUUUGGCCACAAGUUCCGCCAAUCCAUCUCCACCGUCAAAAAAUUCGGCCUCGAAAUUGUGUCCCGCGCCAUGCGAGACGCCAAAUCCAUUUCCUCUUCCCCGCCGCCUUCCACCUCGCCCGAUGACGAGAAACUAGACUCCAUCUCAGGAUCACUAAUCCACUCCCUCUUGUCCGCAAUCCCCGACUCCCCCUCCACCGUCGCCGACGCGGCCUUGACGUACCUCUCCGCAGGCCGUGACACCACAGGCCAGGCACUAACCUGGACGUUUUACUUGCUGCUCUCUCACCCAGAAGUUUUGGCCAAAAUCCGAGACGAGGUCAGGGGUGUUCUUGCUAGAGAACAACCCCCGCUUGACACCACCUCCUCCUCCCUUCCCUUUUCCCCCGCAGUCCUGACCCCCCUUUCAGCACCUUACUCUCUCGCAGUCUUUUACGAAUCCCUCCGCCUUUACCCCCCCAUCCCGUUUGAGAUUCGCCAAGCCCAGGCAGCUACCACACUCCCAGACGGGACGUUACUCCCAAAGGACAGCGUGCUGGUGUGGUGUCUGUGGGCUAUGCAGAGGAGCAGGCUGACCUGGGGGGAGGACGCGGAUCAGUUUAGACCGGAGAGGUGGCUGGAUGAAAAUGGGACACUCAAACACAAGGGCGCGGCCGAGUUUCCGGUUUUUUACGGGGGGGCGAGGAGUUGUUUGGGAAGAAAAAUGGCCGAGGGGAUUGCGGUGCAGGUUAUUCCUGUUGUGGCUUGGGGGUGGGAGUUUGAGGGGGCUUGGGAAGGAGGACAAGAGAGGAGGAGUGGGGAUAGCUUGACGCUGCCUAUGGAGGGGGGGUUGCCUGUUUUUGUUAGGAGGAGGAGGGGGGGGGAGACGACGGGGAGAUAG